AUGGCGGAGCUCGACGUCGCUGUUGAAGGGCCGUUGUCGAAGGACGCUCUCUGGGAUAUUGCGAAAGGACGUGGCUACCACAAUCCGCUCGUGCUUCUCUCAUUUAGCCCUGAGAUGCUCUUGAUACCCUGCGUCGCGAGUGUUGGACGUGCUAGCGAAGGCGGCGACGCGAAGGGCGCGUGCGUGCACAACAGAGCGGUCAUCUCUCGCAUCCUGUCGGUCCCAAUGCCCAUGUACUAUCGCAUCGCUUCCUGCCCAUCGCAAUGA
Molecule: messenger RNA, 267 nt
Organism: Peniophora sp. CBMAI 1063
Lineage: Eukaryota; Fungi; Basidiomycota; Agaricomycetes; Russulales; Peniophoraceae
Source: the annotation of a GenBank genome assembly